AUGGCUGACCAGAAUGCCCCCAACAGCCACCUGCGGUUAGAGUGGGUCUAUGGCUACCGGGGUCACCAGUGCCGCAACAACCUCUACUACACGGCGGCUAAGGAGAUCGUCUACUUCGUGGCGGGGGUCGGCGUGGUCUACAGCCCCCGGGAGCACCGGCAGAAAUUCUACCUGGGGCACCAGGACGACAUAAUCAGCCUUGCUUUGCAUCCUGAACGAGUGUUGGUGGCAACAGGUCAAGUUGGAAAAGAACCAUAUAUCUGUGUUUGGGACUCAUACACUGUGCAGACUAUAUCAAUACUGAAAGAUGUUCACACACAUGGUAUAGCUUGCUUGGCAUUUGACUUAGAUGGGCAGCGUUUGGUCUCAGUGGGUCUGGAUUCAAAAAAUACAAUAUGCGUGUGGGACUGGAGAAAAGGAAAAAUGUUAUCGAUGGCUCCUGGUCAUACAGACAGGAUAUUUGAUAUUUCUUGGGAUUUGUACCAACCAAACAAACUAGUCAGCUGUGGUGUAAAACAUAUUAAGUUCUGGAGCUUGUGUGGCAAUUCGUUGACACCAAAGCGUGGUGUUUUUGGCAAGACUGGUGAUCUCCAAACUAUACUUUGCCUAGCCUGUGCAAGAGAUGAAGUGACACAUUCUGGUGCACUUAAUGGAGAUAUAUAUGUAUGGAAAGGAAUUAAUCUCAUACGGACAAUACAAGGAGCACAUGCUGCAGGAAUUUUCAGCAUGAAUGCAUGUGAGGAGGGUUUUGCCACUGGUGGCAGGGAUGGCUGUGUUCGUCUAUGGGAUUUAAAUUUUAAACCAAUUACUGUGAUUGAUCUCAGGGAGACAGACCAGGGAUAUAAAGGUCUGUCUGUAAGAAGUGUUUGCUGGCGAGGAGACCAUAUUCUAGUUGGGACACAAGACAGUGAAAUUUUUGAGAUUGUUGUGCAUGAACGCAAUAAGCCUUUCCUGAUCAUGCAGGGGCACUGUGAAGGAGAGCUAUGGGCUCUGGCAGUCCAUCCUACAAAACCGUUGGCCAUGACUGGAAGUGAUGACCGAUCAGUCAGAAUUUGGAGCUUAAUAGACCAUGCAUUGAUUGCACGGUGCAAUAUGGAAGAACCAAUUCGCUGUGCAGCUGUUAGUACUGAUGGAAUCCAUCUUGCACUUGGAAUGAAGGAUGGCUCUUUCACUGUACUUCGAGUCAGGGAUAUGACAGAGGUUGUUCAUAUUAAAGACAGGAAAGAAGCCAUUCAUGAAUUAAAAUAUUCACCAGAUGGGACUUUUCUUGCGGUUGGCUCCAAUGACAGCUCUGUUGAUAUUUAUGGUGUUGUUCAGCGGUACAAAAAAGUUGGGGAAUGUGUUGGAUCUGUAAGUUUCAUCACUCAUAUGGACUGGUCUUCAGACAGUAAAUAUUUACAGACCAAUGAUGGCAGUGGGAAAAGACUUUUUUACAAGAUGCCAAGUGGAAAAGAAGUAACAAAUAAAGAAGAAUUAAAAGGCGUCCAAUGGGCUUCAUGGACGUGUGUUUAUGGCCUUGAAGUUAAUGGAAUCUGGCCCAAAUAUUCAGAUAUCAAUGAUAUCAAUUCUGUAGAUGGAAAUUUUAAUGGUCAAGUUUUGGUUACAGCUGAUGACUAUGGAAUAGUAAAACUAUUCCGGUAUCCUUGUUUAAGAAAAGGAGCAAAGUUUAAAAAAUAUCUUGGGCAUUCAGCUCAUGUGACAAAUGUCAGAUGGUCACAUGAUCAUCAGUGGGUUGUUUCUAUUGGUGGAGCUGAUCAUUCUGUCUUCCAGUGGAAAUUCAUUCCUGAACGGAAGCUGAAGGAUGCUAUUCACAUAGCACCCCAAGAAAGUCUGGUUGAUUCUAACAGUGAUGAAUCAGAUUCAGAUCAAUCUGAUGUUCCAGAGCUAGACUCUGAAAUUGAACAAGAGACUCAGAUCACAUACCGUCGACAGGUUUACAAAGAAGAUCUACCUCAGCUUAAAGAGCAAUGCAAAGAAAAACGAAAAAGUGCAGCUUCUAAAAGAAGAGAGAGAGCUCCAGGGAACAGUAUAAGAUUACACUUUGUCCAUGGUUACAGAGGUUAUGAUUGUCGGAGUAAUCUAUUUUACACUCAGACUGGUGAAAUUGUAUACCAUGUUGCAGCAGUGGGCGUAGUAUACAAUCGGCAGCAGAACACGCAGCGCUUUUAUCUGGGUCAUGAUGAUGACAUUCUUUGCCUUGCUAUUCAUCCCUUAAAGGACUACGUGGCAACAGGCCAGGUUGGUCGGGAUUCCUCAAUACACAUUUGGGAUACAGAGACAAUCAAACCACUGUCAGUAUUAAAGGGCUAUCACCAGUAUGGCGUUUGUGCUGUUGAUUUUUCAGCGGAUGGCAAACGCUUGGCUUCUGUUGGCAUAGAUGACAAUCAUACUAUUGUGCUCUGGGACUGGAAAAAAGGAGAGAAGCUUUCAGCAGUAAGAGGAAGCAAAGAUAAGAUUUUUGUUGUUAAAAUUAAUCCUUAUAUGCCUGAUAAACUGAUAACAGCUGGAAUUAAACACAUGAAAUUCUGGCGUAGAGCAGGGGGAGGACUGAUUGGGAGAAAGGGCUGCAUAGGUGCAAUGGGAAGAACUGAUACAAUGAUGUGUGCAGUAUACGGCUGGACUGAAGAGAUGGCAUUCUCUGGAACUUCCACUGGGGAUGUGUGUAUCUGGAGAGAUUUGUUUCUCAUAAAAACUGUCAAAGCACAUGAUGGUCCAGUAUUUAGCAUGCAUGCAUUAGAAAAAGGAUUUGUAACUGGUGGAAAGGAUGGGGUAGUGGCUCUCUGGGAUGACACCUUUGAACGCUGUCUCAAAACCUAUGCCAUCAAACGAGCUGCUUUGGCCCCUGGCUCUAAAGGUCUCCUCUUAGAAGACAACCCUUCUAUACGUGCCAUAUCGUUAGGACAUGGUCAUAUUUUAGUGGGCACAAAGAAUGGGGAAAUACUGGAGGUGGAUAAAAGUGGACCAAUAACUCUUCUGGUUCAGGGUCACAUGGAAGGGGAAGUUUGGGGUCUAGCCACCCAUCCUCAUUUACCUAUUUGUGCCACUGUAAGUGAUGACAAAACCUUAAGAAUAUGGGAUCUAUCUCCUAGCCAUUGUAUGUUAGCUGUUCGCAAAUUGAAAAAGGGGGGCAGAUGUUGCUGCUUUUCUCCUGAUGGAAAGGCAUUGGCUGUAGGUCUCAAUGAUGGAAGUUUCUUGAUGGUGAAUGCAGACACUCUGGAGGAUCUAGUCUCCUUCCACCACAGGAAGGAUGUUAUUUCAGAGAUUAGAUUUUCUCCUGGUGCUGGAAAAUACUUAGCAGUGGCAUCAUGUGACAGCUUUGUAGACAUCUACAAUGUAAUGAGCAGUAAGCGAGUAGGAAUCUGCAAGGGCGCCUCCAGUUACAUAACACACAUGGACUGGGACAUCAGAGGGAAGCUUUUACAAGUCAACACUGGUGCUAAAGAGCAGCUGUUCUUUGAAGCUCCUCGUGGGAAAAGACAGACAAUUCCCAGUUUGGAGGUUGAAAAGAUUGGCUGGGCAUCGUGGACAAGUGUUCUGGGCUCUUGCUGUGAGGGAAUCUGGCCAAUAAUUGGGGAAGUCACAGAUGUAACUGCUUCAUGCCUCACCAGUGAUAGUAAAGUCUUGGCCACAGGAGAUGAUUUUGGGUUUGUGAAACUUUUCCGAUUCCCUGCUAAAGGAAAGUUUGGAAAAUUUAAGAGGUAUGUGGCCCAUAGUACGCAUGUAACAAAUGUUCGUUGGACUCAUGAGGACAGUUUGUUGGUCACUGUCGGUGGGGCAGACACCUCUCUAAUGCUGUGGACCUAUGAGAUGGAGGGACAUCGAGAGAGCAGGCAGUGUGAUAGUGAAGAAUCUGAUCUAGAUUCUGAGGAAGAUGGAGGUUAUGACAGUGAUGUGACACGAGAAAAUGAAAUUAAUUACACCAUCAAAGCCUUAUCAACAAACAUCAGACCAAUGUUUGGAAUUAAGCCUCAUCUGCAACAAAAGGAGCCAUCACUAGAUGAAAGGCAAGGGGUAGUAAGAGGUUCCAGACCACCAGUUAGUAGGGCACUGCCACAGCCUGAAAAACUUCAGACAAAUAACGUUGGCAAAAAAAAGAGACCAAUAGAGGAUCUAGUAUUGGAGCUGGUAUUUGGGUACCGAGGCAAGGACUGCAGGAACAAUGUUCACUAUCUGAAUGAUGGUGCUGAUAUAAUUUAUCAUACUGCAUCUGUUGGGAUUCUAUAUAACGUGGCAACAGGCUCUCAGUCUUUUUACCAGGAACAUAAUGAUGAUAUUCUGUGCCUCACUGUAAAUCAGCACCCCAAGUUUACCAACCUUGUGGCAACUGGCCAAGUAGGAGACUCAGCAGAUAUGUCAGCUACAGCUCCUUCUAUCCACGUGUGGGAUGCAAUGAACAAACAGACACUAUCUGUACUGCGAUGCUACCAUUCAAAGGGAGUUUGUUCAGUCAGUUUCAGUGCCACUGGCAAACUUCUCCUCUCUGUAGGGCUGGAUCCUGAACACACCAUUACCAUUUGGAAGUGGCAGGAAGGUGCCAAAAUUGCCAGCAGAACUGGUCAUAACCAACGUAUAUUUGUAGCAGAAUUCAGACCGGAUUCAGAUACCCAGUUUGUUUCAGUGGGAGUAAAACAUGUGAGGUUCUGGACCCUUGCUGGAAGAGCUCUUCUCAGUAAAAAAGGGCUACUGAGUUCAAUAGAAGAUGCCCGGAUGCAGACCAUGCUAUCUGUAGCUUUUGGAGCUAAUAACUUGACAUUUACAGGUACCAUCAGUGGAGAUGUUUGUGUUUGGAAAGAUCAUGUAUUGAUACGAAUUGUGGCCAAAGCUCACAAUGGGCCUGUAUUCACAAUGUACACUACGCUAAGAGAUGGUCUAAUCGUAACAGGAGGCAAAGAAAGACCAUCAAAGGAAGGAGGGGCUGUUAAACUAUGGGAUCAGGAGCUGAAGCGAUGUCGUGCCUUCAGAUUGGAAACUGGACAGAUGACUGACUGUGUUCGUUCUGUGUGUAGAGGCAAAGGGAAAAUUCUUGUUGGGACAAGGAAUGCUGAAAUAAUUGAAGUUGGAGAGAAAAAUGCAGCAUGUAACAUUCUAAUUAAUGGUCAUAUGGAUGGACCUAUCUGGGGACUGGCUACACAUCCUUCAAGAGAUUUUUUCCUUUCUGCUGCAGAAGAUGGGACAGUGAGACUCUGGGACAUUGCUGAAAAGAAGAUGCUGAACAAAGUCAGUUUGGGACAUGCAGCUCGGACUGUUUCUUACAGCCCCGAGGGGGACAUGGUGGCUAUUGGCAUGAAAAAUGGAGAAUUUAUUAUCUUGCUGGUGACCUCUCUAAAAAUAUGGGGGAAAAAAAGGGACAGAAGAUCUGCUAUCCAAGACAUAAGGUUCAGUCCAGAUUCUCGUUACUUAGCAGUGGGUACUAGUGAGAAUGCAGUGGAUUUUUAUGACUUGACAUUGGGCCCCACGCUAAAUCGAGUUAGCUACUGCAAAGAUAUCCCAAGCUUUGUUAUCCAGAUGGACUUCUCUGCAGAUAGCCGUUUUCUCCAGGUCUCUACUGGGUCUUACAAAAGACAGGUCUAUGAAGUGCCUUCGGGAAAACAGCUUAUGGACCAGGCAGUGAUUGACAGAAUAACAUGGGCCACUUGGACCAGUAUUCUAGGGGAUGAAGUAGUUGGAAUCUGGUCCAGGCAUGCUGAGAAAGCUGAUGUGAACUGUGCCUGUGUCUCUCACUCUGGAAUCAGCCUUGUAACAGGCGAUGACUUUGGCAUGGUCAAGCUGUUUGACUUUCCAUGUCCUGAAAAAUUUGCAAAACACACGCGAUUUUUAGGUCACUCGGCCCAUUUGACUAAUAUUCGAUUUACAAGUGGGGAUAAAUACGUUGUCAGCGCUGGAGGGGAUGACUGCAGCUUAUUUAUCUGGAAAUGUGUGCAUAUGCUUCAUUAAGAGAGACAUGGAGCCUUUCCAAAGAGGACACUGCGGAAAAUUACAGGCAUGAAAGACCCAUGAGAGCAAUGAGACAUUCUACAGUGCCCUGCAUGCUUACGAAAUGGUGCUGAUCUAAGACAGACUACAAUCUGUCUCUGAAAGACAAGUGUCUAGAGUCUAUCAGAAGAAUAGACUAUAACAAAUAUGCUGCGCCCCCUAGAUUUGCUACAGUAUUAGAUAAUCCAUGUAUGGAUUCCAUUCACUGCCAGACGUUGAAAAAGAAACACAUGGAUAAAAGGAAGAAGUGAGUUGUGGAUCAAUGUACAGUUUCCCAAUAAGAUAAUGAGGUUUUAAUCAAGAGAUGUUAUUUCUGACCUAAUGCUGUAUGUUGAUGCAUUUAUUAUCAGCACGAAUGUGUUUCCUUUAAAUUCUGGGGAUUGAAUAUCAUUGAAACAGAUUACUCC
This is a messenger RNA of Terrapene triunguis (Three-toed box turtle), 6380 nucleotides long. RefSeq names its product EMAP like 5 (gene EML5). The transcript is spliced from 44 exons. NCBI's taxonomy places the organism in Eukaryota, Metazoa, Chordata, Testudines, Emydidae. Gene Ontology annotation, molecular function: microtubule binding. The coding region runs from base 1 to 5934 and encodes 1977 amino acids. The record is from RefSeq and is a predicted model, not a curated record.